AGAGACAGAGAGAGAGAGAGAGAGAGAGAGAGAGAGAGAGAAAUACACCGCUCUGGGGCGUGCCCACAAAAAAUGAGUUCUUUAAGGAAAUGCAUCUGAGGUCGGCAGAGUCACAGAAACAGGGUGGUGGGUAUAGCGAGAGGGCAGUGUGAUUCUCCAACCCCUUUAUGUGAAGCCUCCUCUUGGAGCACUGAGUCGAUCUGAAGCCAAUGGUCCAUAGGCACGCAGAAUCAAAAUGGAGUCCUUCAGCUCUAAAGACAUGGCCAUGAAGGCCCAAAACAAAAUCCUCAGCCGUAUGGCCAGCAAAUCCAUGGUGCAGAUGUUCAUUGAUGACACCAGCAGCGAAAUCCUGGAUGAGUUCUACCGCGUCUCCAAGAUACACUCUGGGAACCGCACAGAAGCCCAGAAGGUGGUCAAAGACCUGGUCAAGGUGGUGGUUAAGGUGGGCAUUCUCUUUCGGCACGAUCGCUUCAGUCAAGAGGAGCUCAGCCUGGCACAGGACUUCAAGAAGAAGCUGCACCAGGGGGUCAUGACGGCAAUCAGCUUCCAGGAGGUGGAGUUCACAUUUGAUAAGGCUGUCAUGACAGAGCUUCUGACGGAUUGUAGGGACAUCCUGCUGAAGCUCGUAGAGAAACACCUGACUCCCAAAUCCCUCGGGCGCAUUCGGCAUGUCUUCAACCAUUACUCUGACCAAGACCUACUGACCAACCUCUACACCCCCGGUGGCCCUCUCUGGCCUAAUCUCACCAAGAUCUGCAGAGACCUGAACAAACUGGUUGAGGAAGGCAAGCUAUGAGUGGGAAUUCCAAACAGUCCUGGAAAAAUGAGAAACUUUUGCAAGCCUAUUAAGGAAUUCUGAAUUCAGUUUGCCCAAUGAAAAUACCAGGAGAUAUCAUUUUGAUAGCUUAAUGGGGACACUGAUUCAGUGUCAGUUGAUGAUGUAGAUAUUGAUUUAUGUUGGGAUCUUUAUGAGGGCAUGGAAUCAUCAUCCUUGCUUUACAACAUAAGCCAUCUGCAUUAGGACUGGGCGAUAUAAUAUGUAUUUGUCAUUAUCACAGUAUGAAUGUGCAUGAUAUGCAUCGUCACAUUUCAGUAUCUCACGAUAUUACCUCUACCUCUGCCUCGAUGCAUUUCAGUCCAACGCUGUGGGAGCUAAGUAAAGUCCAUUCAAGUAUGAUAUAUGAAAGAAAAAUAGCUUACAUUUGACCAAAAUCACCUAUGAAAUCCUCCAAAGAGAAAAAAUAACCUGCUAUAUAUAUAACCUGCUUCUUUGUCAGGACUCCCUGCUUCCAGCACGAUAAGAUUGCAUCUCUGGUCUACUUUCAAUUGAUUUGUCCUCCUUUUUUAAGAUAUUCCGUUUCCGGGGAAACUAAUGGACUUUAAUAGGACAUCAGUCUGCCUGUGCAGUCACAGCAGUUGCUAACCUCAUUUAAAGUACUAUUCAAAUUUAAAGUGGCUAUCUAGGACCAACAGACAACCACCUCAAUUAGUGUCAGGGCCACAUCUAUGCGUGCAGCCUUAGUAUCUGUCUGAUCACUGACUGUUCUGCUUGUUACAAAGAGUUUUUGAGACCGGCCAAUGGCAUUUCAUUUCUAAUCCAUGUCUGAAUUAAAGUCCUGCUGUACAGUCUUUGCAAUGAA
Molecule: messenger RNA, 1640 nt
Organism: Oncorhynchus mykiss (rainbow trout)
Lineage: Eukaryota; Metazoa; Chordata; Actinopteri; Salmoniformes; Salmonidae
Product: tumor necrosis factor alpha-induced protein 8-like protein 2
Biological process (GO): regulation of apoptotic process
Cellular component (GO): cytoplasm
Source: RefSeq, a predicted model, not a curated record